Messenger RNA from Arachis stenosperma, 944 nucleotides. RefSeq names its product PLASMODESMATA CALLOSE-BINDING PROTEIN 5-like. The record is from RefSeq and is a predicted model, not a curated record. NCBI's taxonomy places the organism in Eukaryota, Viridiplantae, Streptophyta, Magnoliopsida, Fabales, Fabaceae. The transcript is spliced from 4 exons. Bases 68 to 850 code for a protein of 260 amino acids.
UUUAGGAACUACAUUAUUGAAGGAAGUUCCAAAGAAGAAGAAGAAGCAUAGCAAGAAAAUUUUGAAGAUGGAAAAGAGUGUUAAUUACUUUCUACUACUUCUUGUGCUACUUCAGUUCCUCUUUUCUGGUACCACAAGUAGGACAAUGAAGGAAGAAGCAGCAAGACAUGUGAAUUCAAUAAGACAAGAAAUUAAACAGUUAAUUUCCACUUCCACCACCAAAAGGGAUAUCACCACUCCAAUCACAACAAUCCCAAAUUUGUUCCCAACAUCCCCAAUCCUAAACCCUAAUUCUGACCCGGACACAAACUAUUCCCCAUCAUCAACAACAACAAUAAUUCCAGGGAUAGGGAGUACCAAUACUCCACCCGCAUCAAAUUCCACGAUAGUGCCCUCUCCUUCAGGUUCAAGUUGGUGCAUUGCAAACCCUACAGCUUCAAUUAGGGCAUUGCAAGUUGCAUUGGACUAUGCUUGUGGAUAUGGUGGAACUGAUUGUUCUGCAAUUCAACCUGGUGGAAGCUGUUACAACCCUAAUACAAUACGUGACCAUGCUUCUUAUGCAUUCAAUAAGUAUUAUCAGAAGAAUCCUGUUCCAAAUAGCUGCAAUUUUGGUGGAACUGCUCUUGUCACUAGCACUAAUCCAAAUUCUGGGACAUGUCAAUAUCCAUCCACCAGCACAAGUUCAUCAAUCUUAAACACAACAAACACAAGUGGAGCAAAUGUUUUUGGUUCAGUGCCUGUGCCCACAGACCCCUCUGCCUCUGGUGCAGUUACCACAUCAAAUAGCUUUGUUGAAAUUUGCCUCAUUAUAUGGACAAUAAUAUCAAUUUUGGAAAAACAAUUUCUCUAACAUGUAUGAGAGGCAUAAUUUAUUUUUCUUCUAUCUAUAGGUACAUGAAGACACUUUGUAGAAAGAAAUUAGAAAUAUAUACCAAUUAAUUAUA